Spodoptera litura is the source of this 754-nucleotide messenger RNA. RefSeq lists its product as uncharacterized. The record is from RefSeq and is a predicted model, not a curated record. Lineage: Eukaryota; Metazoa; Arthropoda; Insecta; Lepidoptera; Noctuidae.
GAUAAAAAAUUCGGGCUCAUCCAUUUUAAUGUUUAAAUAUUUAGUGAAUUGCAGUAUAAUGCAACGUAAUGCAGCGGUUUUAACCAUUUUGUGCAUAUUUUUAUGUCUUACGUUCAAUUACACCUUCCCGUUGCACAGAGAGGGGUCCAAUGUGUUCAUAGAUGUUUACGGCAAUCAGUCCAAAAUUUGCACAAGAAGUGACCACCACGACAAUAUGCUCGACAGAACAAAGAAGAUGGGCAACAAACUAGACAAUGCAUUCAAAAGAUUUAAAGACUCGACACAAGAUUUUUCAAGAAACAUUCAAGCCCGCUUGGCCAACGUGAAAAACUCUUUAAGUGAAGAAGAUCUGCGACAGUAUGAACAACUUGUGAUUAUGAAAAAAUACCCCUAUUUAGAUCUUAAAGAAAUAGAGUUCAAAUUUAAUAGUCCGCCUGAAAAAACUGCCAGGCAAAGCGUUAAAUAUGAUGCCGGAAGAAACUAUGUUGGUGAUCCCAGUUUCUGUGAACCUUUAGAUGAAUCACCAAGUGUAGAAAUAAUAAAUAGAGGACUCACUGGAUUUGCAAUACCAGCCAAAAUAGUAAAGAGUACUAAAUUAUUGGAGACUAAAUUAAAACUUAACAAUGUGAAGGCUGCUGAAGACAAUGCAAAUAAUAACGUGAAGUUAACGGUGUCUGCAAAUUCUGCAACACAGUCCGAUACGAAGGCCAACAUCCAUGAUGAUACUGUAUUUUACGAAGCGUAAAAUUUAAAA